Messenger RNA from Pyricularia pennisetigena, 2295 nucleotides. RefSeq lists its product as uncharacterized. The transcript has 7 exons. Gene Ontology annotation, biological process: regulation of DNA-templated transcription; DNA-templated transcription. Lineage: Eukaryota; Fungi; Ascomycota; Sordariomycetes; Magnaporthales; Pyriculariaceae. The record is from RefSeq and is a predicted model, not a curated record. Gene Ontology annotation, molecular function: DNA-binding transcription factor activity, RNA polymerase II-specific; zinc ion binding; DNA binding. Bases 1 to 2295 code for a protein of 764 amino acids.
AUGUUUGAUCCUGUGCUUUCCACUGGCGCCCAGGAAGAGUUGCCAAACCCUGGGACGCCGGGCGCGGCAACCGACACACCCAAGGCUCGGCUCAUCAGACGACGGAGGCUUCGCGCCUGUGAUGGCUGCAGACAGCGCAAGAUCCGAUGUGACAAUGGUCCAGGGUCGUGCCGCAACUGCAGGAUAUAUGGUGUGGACUGCGUCAUCACUCGCGCCGAGGAUGGCACAGAUAUCAAGCGAGGGAGCUGCAGGUCUGACUGCAGUCAACAUGGAGCGAAAUCCAACUGCCAGUGUCAGAACCCAGACUCUCCCCCAAAGACGAGGAAUGUUCCUGUAUCCAGGCGUCCGAGUCCAACCCACAGUCAAUCCACUCGGCAGAUAACUGUUGGUUUAGAACGUGACAGCAGCAACAGUAACGUCAACAAUACCAAUGAGGUUCAGACCACCAAUGGUGAAUCGCCUAGCGCCUCAUCUCGGCCACACGAUGUGUUGGAGGGCGUGGUGGUCAUCGAGACGAGCAGGGUUCCACAGAAGAGCAAGUUCGCAGGGAUGAGCUCUGUGCAUGUGCUGGCCAAGUCUGCUGAGGAGCUAUUCAAGAGCGAGGACCGGACAGGCCAGGUCGACGUCAUGGCCUUCUUCUGCCCGCUGAUGGCAUUGUCUGAAGAGGUCGCCACGCCGCCUUUGAUGCUCCGACCCCUAGUUGAGCGCGAAAAGGCGCAAAGAUGCCUGCAGAAGUAUUUUGCUACAGUGCAUUGCAUCGCGCCGGUAUUGGAUGAGGACACAACCUGGCGUUUGUUCGAAGAUCUCUAUCGGGACGGAAGCUCGAGCGACGUGAGCAGGAUGUGCUGCCUGUACCUCGCUAUCGCGAUAGGAGACUCAUCGCCGGACGGGCACGCAACCCGAAAUGUGCACUUUACGACCGUAUGGAGCUUGUACGACCGAUUAAUCGCAACUCCAUACCUUCCCAGUGUACAGGCACUCGUUCUGUUGACGUUGUUACUCAUGAACCUGCACCGAGACGGACAGGCUUAUCUGGCCAUCGGGUCUGCAGUACGCAUGGCCCAAUCGAUAGGCCUACAUCGACGACUCGCCGCUCACAAGCGAGCACAAGAGCUCGUAUUUGUUCAAAAGGACAUUGGGCUGCGGAGUAGGGUGUGGUGGACUUGCUAUUGGUUAGAUAAGAAACUAUGCUUCGAAGGUGGCCGGCCAUCGUGUAUUAGUGACCCAGACUGCGAUGCCGAUCUCCCCACCUCGGACGAGGUCCUGUCCAGCUCAUCAUUGGCUCGGCAAAGCAGGCAGCCUGCGCACCCCAACGUCUUCUCAGACCUGAUAAACUUAUGCAAGGUCCUCUCCUUCAUAUCGUCGAACCUCUACUCACGCGACGUGGCUGAGUGCUCGGAGGAGGAGCUGCUUGCGCGAAUAUCUCAGGCCGAGCGGGAGCUUCGUGGCUGGGCCGAGACGCUCCCAGAUGGCCUCCGACCCGGUAGGGCUGAGUCACUACUGGCGGCAUUCGAGGCGCAGCCGGCCAGCCCUCAGUUUGGGUCACGAGUGCUGCAUUGCAUGUACCACAACGCGCUGCUCACGAUUCACCGGGCGUCACUGUUGAGCUGUGCAAACAUGUCCAGCGAGAGCGCACAAAAGAUGGCGGCGGCGGCGAGGCCAGACGCAAGGAUCGUCGCGUCUGCCAACGCAUGCUUGAGUGCUGCGGCAGGGCUCGCCAGGUCGGUUGAUGAGUUUGUCUGUACGCCAAGGUGCUGUGCCAUGGUGCGCUGGGCCAUGCCAUAUAUACUCAACUCAGUCUUCACUCUUUACAUUGGCGUGAUGAAGUCUUCACUGAGCUGGUCUUGCGAGACCUAUAUAGCGAUCAUGACCAGCCUGUCGCGCUGCGUGCCAUUGAUGCACAUGGAUGCGCAGACGACAGAAGGGUUCAAUGCACUAUUUGGGCGGCUGAGGGCUGCAAUGGAGGCAUCGAGACAGAAGGGGUUAGGUGUCGGCGGUGGUAGCGGCAGCGGGAUUGGUCAGGGUCCUGCUACUACCAACUUCUCUGCCAAUGGACAGGUACAACAUCAGCCGCCUGCAGGCGACGAUUCACCAUCCUCUCUGUUGAUACAAGAUUGGCGAGCGGGCGAUGAGACGCCACAUCAGCAGCAUGGUCCAGGAGAAGUAGGAGAAGAGGGGCUGGGUGGCUUGCUUGACUAUCAACUGCAGGACUACAUGGGCGACGAUUUUGGGUUGUUGAACGUGGACCUUUGGCCAGCGGCUGGGGAGGAUCUGGGAGCGGUGGGCAGCAGGUAA